AUGAUGAGGAAAACGUGCCAACCGAAAAACAAUGUUGAAGAUGAGAAAAUAGAUCCUAUAUCCGACGGCGUGUUUCUGGAAGACAAGAACGUUAUGUGCUAUAUUGCGUGUAUUAUGAAAAUGGCUAACGCUAUAAAAAAUGGUAAACUGAAUUAUGAAGCGGCAUUAAAGCAAGCCGAUUUAUUAUUGCCAGAUGAAAUAAAGGAACCCACGAAAGCUGCUAUUACUGCGUGCAGGAAAGUGGCCGACUCAUACAAGGAUAUAUGUGAAGCAUCGUUCCAUGUUACUAAAUGUAUGUACAACGAGAAUCCUUCUGUAUUCUUCUUUCCUUAA
Leptosia nina is the source of this 333-nucleotide messenger RNA. NCBI's taxonomy places the organism in Eukaryota, Metazoa, Arthropoda, Insecta, Lepidoptera, Pieridae. The record is from the annotation of a GenBank genome assembly.